Aedes aegypti (yellow fever mosquito) is the source of this 1263-nucleotide messenger RNA. RefSeq lists its product as uncharacterized. The record is from RefSeq and is a predicted model, not a curated record. The transcript has 2 exons. Bases 211 to 1257 code for a protein of 348 amino acids. NCBI's taxonomy places the organism in Eukaryota, Metazoa, Arthropoda, Insecta, Diptera, Culicidae.
ACAGUGUGGCGUCGAGGUGUUUGUUAUUAUUUUCCGACGCUUUCGUUUGAUUUGUUUGCUGUUUUGAAAUGCCUCACAUUUUGAAAUUCUAAAAAGUUAAUGAUUUUUUCGAGGUUUUAUUACUUUCUACAACGUGUAAAAUACAAUUAAAAACAUUUUCGUUUCUGCCACCGGUGGCUAGUUUUGUCUAAGCUGCGUGCCUUAUAAGAAAUGGUAGUGAUUCUGAGUAACGAAGCAGACAACUUCGAAGAAGAGCCGGAUUUCACCUGUCCAGACGCUCCCGAACGCUGCAGCCAAACGAUAACGGACCGGGUGCCGCACAAAAACGUCGAGUAUGUCGUACUGUCCCGUGCAUACACCCAGGGGGAUCUCACUCCGGUGCUGAAAGACACGGCUUGCAAUCCGGAAUGGCCCCUGGCGGCUUACUGGCCGGUGUACGUGGCCAAUUUUCGGGCGACCAGUUCGGCCGAGCAGACGGUCUUCAAGGAGGUUUCCCACUUUUUCGCCUACAAUGGCCUGCUCACAAGAAUGAUCCUCCUUGGGAAACAUUAUGGUGGGGAAGCGUUCCAAAAAUACCAGGAAGAUUCGAUGCUGUUCGACAUGCUGGUGUACUUUGUGAGCAAAGAGGAUGCAGACCGGGCCAUUGCCACAUGUCAUCAGGUGUCGUAUUACGGGUACAAGCUGACCGUGCUUCCGGGAAGGAUUCCGAUCUAUUACGAUGAAAAGCGAAGCGUUCGGAUCGUUGAUGUAGAAGCUCCGUAUCCACAGGAGCGCCAGAUUGAGGAGGAUCUCUCGAAACAUGUGCCCGUACAAUUCAUCGGCAGGUACUCAAAUUGCUCCGUGGGAGUUGAAUUCCUCUCCGCCGCGGACAUGCUCACGGCAAUCGAAGGCCAACGACGAUGGGCACCGCAUCGGAUGCCAUGCGACACCAUGAAGCAGCGAUUCAUUGAGGGCCAGGUGACCAAAAUUAUCAAAUACACCAUAAUGGCGACACCCUCAUUCUUGGACAUGAAACCGGGGGCAGUCGUGCUGCGAUGGUUGCUGGAAGGUUAUCGGCCUUUUGUGAACCUGGACUGGAGGGGUCACACUUUCCCCGUCAUGACCGACGCGAAUCGCGAUUCUCUACAGCUGGAGGAGGUGUUGGAGAAAUUGCAGGAUCCGGAUCAACGUAGAACCAAGGCGGAGAAGGAGGCAAAGACGGUGCUGGGGCAAAUACAAAAGUUUAAGGCGCAUAAACCGAAUUCGGGAUCGGUUUAACUUGUA